AUGGGACAAAAUCAAAGCAGGCAAGACAUUCGUAAGAAUGUCAAGGAAGAAGAUGUGUCGGAAUUAGUUAGGUGUAGCUCUGAUCUGUCUAUUUCCGACAAAAGCUAUUCAUCAAAAGAUAAAGCCAAAAAGAAAAAAAGUAUCGACUCUCACCGCGGUGUUCUUCAUGGCGGCAUAAAGAAAAAGAGGAUUCACAAGUCUGGUAACCCAGAUAUUAUACGUCACAAUGCGACCAGUGGCAGUAGUAGCAGCAGUGCUAUUAGUAUCAGGAGCAGUAGUAGUAGUCUUUUUAAUACUGAUCAAAACGAAGAGCUCUCUAUAUAUUCCAGUAGUGUUGAAGAAUCUUAUUUUGAACGACCAAAGAGGAGUGUUAAGAAACUGGAUUGGGAGAGUCAUAGUGACGCAUGGGCAUUUCUCCAUAGCCUAAACCCCCUUACAUGCAAAUCGGAAUACCUAAGGUAUCAGUAUGAUACAAAUGAGCGCCCAGGAUACCUUAUUGGUACGAGUGAGGCUUGCAACAUUAGGAUCAACGAUGAAGAAGUACAAGAUCAACACUGUCUAAUAUACCCUGAAGUAUACGUCGAUAUCAACAACAAUAGUAGGCUUCAAGUGCGCCUAAGGGAUAUGAGAAGGUGCGUUGGUGUAGAAUCCACUAUACCUAUUCAAGUCAAUGGCACCAAUUUUAAGCCGGAAUAUACUAGAGGCUCUUACUGCCUACACCCAAACGAUGUCAUCAGAAUAUCCAAUAAUACGCUAUUUCGAAUCAUAUUUGCUCCGAACAAAGCCAAAAUACCAACUUUCCAAGACGACUAUAAACUUGGCCCGGUGAUUGGGAUGAGCUUAUAUUCAAAAAUUAUAGUUGCCAACUUGAGAAAGAACAAAGAUAUUCAGCAUGCUGUUAAGAUGAUCCGUAAAGACAGCUUUACAAGCAGACCGGAAACAUUGAAGCAGUUCAUGCAAGAAGUUGCCAUAUUAAUGUCGCUUGAAAAACAUGUCAUCAACAGCAAGUGUCUUUCUGAAGAACACACUCGCGUCAUCUUUAGGCAACUACUCUCUGCUGUGAACUUUUUACAUCAAGCAGGUGUCGUUCAUCGAGAUAUUAAACCUGAAAACAUUUUGAUGGUUAGUAAAGCUAACCUACAAGUCAAAAUAUGCGACUUUGGGCUUGCUGCGCUUCAUAAGAGGAAUUUAUUACAUAGCUAUUGCGGAUCUCCUAGUUACGUUGCUCCUGAAAUAAUAAGCCUGCAAGGGACAACCGAAAGUGGAUACGGAAAUUCUUGUGAUAUAUGGAGCUUGGGUAUUGUUCUGUAUGUUUGUCUCUGUGGUCAUCCGCCUUUUUACGGUGAUGAAUAUGCAUCUAUUGAGCAAAAAAUUUUAUCAGGAUCUUUGGACCACAGUGAGCAACUACCUGUAUGGAAUUCAUUAUCGCACACAGUAAAACAUUUGAUAAAAAGGCUUCUUAAAGUAAAGCCUGAAGAACGCCCUACUGCGGCUGAGGCUUUGAGUGAUCCGUGGUUUAAUAUUGAGCCAAUAGAUAAUGAAUGA
Molecule: messenger RNA, 1545 nt
Organism: Rhizopus microsporus ATCC 52813
Lineage: Eukaryota; Fungi; Mucoromycota; Mucoromycetes; Mucorales; Rhizopodaceae
Product: Pkinase-domain-containing protein
Exons: 11
Coding region: 1-1545 (514 amino acids)
Biological process (GO): protein phosphorylation; mitotic DNA damage checkpoint signaling
Cellular component (GO): nucleus; cytoplasm
Molecular function (GO): ATP binding; protein binding; protein serine/threonine kinase activity
Source: RefSeq, a predicted model, not a curated record